This is a messenger RNA of Plasmodium malariae, 486 nucleotides long. It is a transcript of the gene ISU, whose product is annotated as iron sulfur cluster assembly protein, putative. The record is from RefSeq and is a predicted model, not a curated record. Gene Ontology annotation, molecular function: 2 iron, 2 sulfur cluster binding; ferrous iron binding. The transcript has a single exon. Gene Ontology annotation, cellular component: mitochondrial matrix; cytoplasm. Lineage: Eukaryota; Apicomplexa; Aconoidasida; Haemosporida; Plasmodiidae. The coding region runs from base 1 to 486 and encodes 161 amino acids. Gene Ontology annotation, biological process: intracellular iron ion homeostasis; iron-sulfur cluster assembly.
AUGAGCAGUAAAAUUUUUUCUUUGUUUUGUAAAAGGAAUGGGGGAUCAUUAUAUGGAAGGUUUUUAAAUGCAAAUAGUACGAAUAACUGUUGUUACGUAAAUACACGGGGAUAUAGUGAUAAUGUAAAAGAUCAUUUCCAUAAACCAAGAAAUGUUGGUUCUUUUGACAAAAAUGAAAAGAAUAUCGGUACAUCCAUAGUUGGGAAGGCAUCCUGUGGAGACGUUAUAAAAUUGCAAUUAAAAAUUGAAGACAAUGUAAUCAAAGACGCGCGUUUUAUGGCAUUUGGUUGUGGCUCGGCUAUUGCUAGUAGUUCAUAUGCAACAGAAUUAAUAAAAGGAAAAACGAUUGACGAAGCCUUAAAAAUUAAAAAUAAUGAUAUAGCCUCCCACUUGAGUUUACCACCUGUCAAAAUCCACUGUAGCUUAUUAGCUGAAGAUGCAAUAAAACAUGCUAUUAAAAAUUACAGAGAAAAAGUAAUAAGCUGA